AUGUACCACAGUGGGAUGGGGUGCUGGGAGCCUGAGAGGGGGCUGGGCUGCCCCCUUCCCUCUGUGCAAGUGGAAUGUUUGCCCUGGGGGUGGUGGGCCCAGCAGGGCUCCUCUCUCUCCCUCCCUUCCCCAUCCCUUGGCAAAUGGGCACCAGGGGCGUCUGCUCCCCUCAAAGCCAUACCCCGCCUCUGGGCGGGCAUGAGGGGUGGUGGAUGUCAGCCCAGGGCCUGGACCCAGCCUUUUUCUAAAGAAAAAAAUCAAAAAGUUAAAAAAAAAAAAGAAAAGAAAAAAGAAAUUAAUAUAUACAGAAUCCUAAAAGGCCUGGCUGGGUGA
This is a messenger RNA of Pipistrellus nathusii (Nathusius's pipistrelle), 333 nucleotides long. The record is from the annotation of a GenBank genome assembly. Lineage: Eukaryota; Metazoa; Chordata; Mammalia; Chiroptera; Vespertilionidae.